Molecule: messenger RNA, 1613 nt
Organism: Nerophis ophidion (straightnose pipefish)
Lineage: Eukaryota; Metazoa; Chordata; Actinopteri; Syngnathiformes; Syngnathidae
Exons: 2
Coding region: 78-1094 (338 amino acids)
Source: RefSeq, a predicted model, not a curated record
AAAUGGAUGGAUGAGUAACUGGGCGACAGACAAGUGUGCUGGUGAAUGGUGGGGAGUUACCUUAUUUGGAUGAAUGAAUGUGUGGAUGGACAAAAAUUGUCAGGGACUUGGACAAGAUGGGGGGACAUGGGGCGAAACAUUUCUCUCAUGCUCACAUGUCCUGCUGUCCUCAGAUCGAGGAGGAGAUGCUGUCCCUCCAGAACGAGCGCUCGGAGCGCAUCCGCACCCUCUUGGAGCGCCAGGCCAGCGAGAUCGAGAGCUUCGACUCGGAGAGUUUACGCCUGGGCUUCACUAACUUGUCCCUGUCGGGCCUCCCUGCCGACGCCUACUCCAAGCAGGGUUACCCCAGCGCCCCGCCCCCGGCCCCCCGCUCCGCCAGCCACUGGAGCCACGGCGUGCACCCCCACCGCGCCCCCCCGCCGCAGCCCUCCCGCCGCAGCCACAACAACAGCGGCGGCGUUGGGGGAGGAGAGCGCAGAAGCGACUCCUCCUCCUCUUCCUCCUCCUCCUCGCACGGGUCGGGGAUGGCGUUGGCGCUGUCGAGGGACGGGCACCACUCGUCCCGCUCCUCGUCCUCCUCGUCUUCCUCCCACCACCAGCGCCACCAGCUGCCGCAGCACUACCACCACCAGAGCACGCCGCAGCUGUACCGCGAGCGAGAGCGGGAUAGAGACCGCGAGCGGGAGAAGGAGCGGGAGUGGCCCGGGAUGCGAGGCCCCAGCGGUGACCUGGUCCACCCGUUACCUUUACCCUUCUCCCACCACCUCCCCUCACGCUCCUCCUCGCAGUCCCUCGCCAUGCUGCCACCACCGCCACCGGCCCCUCCCUCUAUCUCCGGCCCGUCGUCCUCCUCGUCUUCCUCCUCCUCCUCGCAGGGGGGGGUCUACGGCGGUGAAAGAGGCGGCGGCGGCGGCGGCGGGCUCGGCAUACGCGCCGCCCCCAGCCUGAUGGCACUGAGAAACAGCCCCCAGCCUCUGAGGAGGACGGCGUCUGGCGGGGGACCGGGGGCGGCCGCGGGCGCUGACGGCGUCCUGAGCCGGAGCACCUCGGUGACUUCGCACAUCUCCAACGGCUCGCACCUCUCCUACUCCUAGAUGGAGGCACAAAGGGGCGGGGCUUAGGGUUAAGGUUGCGUCUCAGUCUCGACCAUUUUGUCUCUUUUCGAGGACAAACUGCGUCCUGCUUCCUGCGACUUAGGAAGAGGGGAAUGUAACACCACUUGAGCUUAGGUUUCAAAAUAAAACUUUUUUUAAACAGGUAAAAAAAAAAAAAAAAAAAGGGCGGGGUUUGGAGGCCAUGUCUUCUUCUAUGAUGUUCAAUGCUGGAAUGGAGAACAAGCGAGCAUAAUAUUGGACACUGAUGUGAUUGAGAGCCGAGAGAAGGCCGGGGCCUCGACUGAGCCGCUAGUUUGGUGCCCCCAAAGGUGCUGACCCAGCAGCAGUGACCGGAGCAGCGCAUAACUUUUUGUUGUUGAGGAAGUGACGCUGCAGAGGCCCCAAAGGUCACUCUUGACACAGUGAGAAAGUUAGUUUCUCUUUCAUGGAUAGCGGAAGGGGAAAAAAAAAAAAAAAUCUCAUACGGUUUGUAAUGACUCCAACACCAGCUCAGCACCA